UCAGUGGGGAUUUUUUUCUUAACUUUCUUUUAGUGAGAUGGCUGUGCUCGUUCCCGUGAAUUCCAAACGAGUUCUGUGGACGGUCGGCAGGAGGCGAGGCCAGUCAGCGCAGUCCUCUUCCACACCCACCACUGGAAAUUAAGAACGCCUUGAAGAUUUGUAUCUGUGCAGCCUGGCUGCCUCCCUGCCUCCAGAUGAAUGAAGAACACUCCGGAACACAGAGACACUGCUGAUACAGGGCAUGCAGGUGUUUCUGCAAAUAUGAUGAAGAAAAAGAAUCCCAAUAAAAAACAUAAGAGCAAUCUGGGUCCAGCCACCAAAGUAUUGUCACAACCUCGCCGUAACAUUGUUGGCUGUAGAAUCCAACACAUCUGGAAGGAUGGAAGUGGACAUGUGGUAUGGAAAGGCACCGUACUCGACCAGGUUCCUGUGAAUCCUUCCCUCUAUCUGAUCAAGUAUGAUGGCUUUGACUGCGUGUACGGUCUGGAGCUUCAUAAAGAUGAGAGAGUUCAGGGCCUGGAGGUGCUCCCUGACAGACUCGCUAAAUCCCGCCUGACAGACAUCAAUCUAGCGGACGCCAUGAUAGGCAAAGCGGUGGAACACAUGUUUGAGACGGAGGAGGGACCAAAGGAGGAAUGGAGGGGGAUGGUGCUGGCCCGGGCUCCCAUCAUGACCACCUGGUUUUAUAUAACCUAUGAGAAAGAUCCCGUCCUCUACAUGUACCAGCUGCUGGACGACUUUAAAGAAGGCGACCUUCGCAUCAUGCCUGAUUCCAAUGACACUGUCCCAGCAGAGAGGGAACCGGGUGAGGUGGUGGACAGUCUGGUGGGGAAACAAGUGGAGUACGCAAAAGAGGACGGAGGCAAACGAACAGGCAUGGUCAUCCACCAGGUGGAGGCCAAGCCUUCUGUCUACUUCAUCAAGUUUGACGAUGACCACCUGAUUUACGUCUACGACUUGGUCAAAACGUCGUAAGACUCGGCCGACGCCCUGGUCCCGUCUCCCAGGACACAUCGACCCAGUACAUGUUUCGCAGACCCUUAAAAGUCUUUUGGCGGGCUUCUUUCAGUGUUAACUAAGUUCUACUUUGAAAAAUUUGAAAAAUACAGCAUCAUAUAAUCCAAGCGUAUCAAAACAUAACAAUAUGACUGAGAAAUGUAGUCAUCGUACUCCUAGAAGAGAACUCAAACCAUUUGUGAGCUGCUACCAUCCACUAGAGGAGACAAACUCAUCAAGUACUAACAAAAUAUUUGUUAGUAUUGCCAUCCUCAAGUCCAUUACUGUCACAAAUACUGGAAUUCUUCAUUUAAGCUCACAUACAAUAUAGAAAUCUAAAUGAUGCUACACCAAACCCUAAACAAUGUUAGCUAUGUAUCUUCUUACAUAACUUUGUAAUGUAUGUAUUUUAAUAACACAUUAUUAUUGAUAUUACGCAGUGUUUUACGUCGCAAUCAUUUAUUUGUGGCGGUUACAUUUGGCCUACCUGUUGUCCUCGCUCAUAAAUAAACACAUUCAAAUGGGACUGUGUGGGAAUUAGAGGUGUCCCGAUUCCAAUUCGGCAAAAUAACAAGUAUCACAUUAUAUUAGAUAUAAAAUCUUUGAUUCAAGCACUCCCGGAACUUGUUUACUUGACAGCCAGUUAACAUUUAAAAGUCCUCCGAUAAGCACACAAGGUUGGUCUUUUCGUGUAUUUUAGUCAAGCCAUUUACAAAAGGUAAACAUGGUAGGCUAUAGGAUACUCGAGAGCUCGCAGCUACACAACAGCUUAGCCCACAAUAGCACACAAGCUAAACAUAUGUAAUAAGUGUCUUUAGAUGAACAAUAUUGCGGUUUUAAAUAGCACAUUUGUCAAAUAUAGUACCGUAUUUUUCGGAGUAUAAGUCGCUCCGGAGUAUAAGUCGCACCGGCCAAAAAUGCAUAAUAAAGAAGGAAAAAAACAUACCGUAUUUUUCGGACUAUAAGUCGCAUUUUUUUUCAUAGUUUGGCCGGGCUCCAGUGCGACUUAUAUGUUUUUUUCCUUCUUUAUUAUGCAUUUUCGGCAGGUGCGACUUAUACUCCGGUGCGACUUAUACUCCGGUGCGACUUAUACGCCGAAAAAUACGGUAUAUAAGUCGCACUGGAGUAUAAGUCGCAUUUUUUGGGGAAAUGUAUUUGAUAAAAGCCAACACCAAGAAUAGACAUUUGAAAGGCAAUUUAAAAUAAAUAAAGAAUAGUGAACAACAGGCUGAAUAAGUGUACGUUAUAUGAGGCAUAAAUAACCAACUGAGAACGUGCCUGGUAUGUUAACGUAACAUAUUAUGGUAGUCAUUCAAAUAACUAUAACAUAUAGAACAUGCUAUACGUUUACCAAACAAUCUGUCACUCCUAAUCGCUAAAUCCCAUGAAAUCUUAUACGUCUAGUCUCUUACGUGAAUGAGCUAAAUAAUAUUAUUUGAUAUUUUACAGUAAUGUGUUAAUAAUUUCACACAUAAGUCGCUCCUGAGUAUAAGUCGCACCCCCGGCCAAACUAUGAAAAAAACUGCGACUUAUAGUCCGAAAAAUACGGUAUUUAAUAUAUAUAUUAUUUACACAAACAAAGUCGUAAGUGUAUUGUAAAUUAUCCAGUAACAAAUGUAUCCGCAUCAUUGAACUUAUGGCGUCAUUAGUUGAACUGAAUUAAUGGGUGUCAACAAAAAAAACAAUUAUCACCCUACUUUAACUUAAAGACAGCAUAAGUCCAUUCCAGAUGGUUAAUAAUAAAUAUAUUUUUUUAUACCUACCAUUGUUCUUUGAGUCAUUUCACUUGACCAAACAUUGUAUUACAUUCCAAACGUAUUACUGCUGAUAUUGUAUCAGAUCGAUGCCGGUGUCGGCGAAUACUCGUAUCGGGACACCCCUAAUGUGAAUGUAGCUCGUCGCUCCAAGUCCGUACAUUAGAUUGCGUCGUAACUCCACUUGAAUUGCAACGUGUCGUGUUGACAACUUCCAUUUAGCGAAUGUUUUGACCCAUCUAGAUUCUGGCGAGCAUCCAAUCUAUCGACUUUUUUUGGUGUUUUUGGUGUUAACACUUUUGGAGACUUUAACAUGAAAGGCGGCUUCGACUGAUGUUAAAAAAAAAGAAAAAAAAAAAGCAAUAGAAAUAAGUUUGUAUUUCGAAACAUA
Molecule: messenger RNA, 3141 nt
Organism: Nerophis lumbriciformis (worm pipefish)
Lineage: Eukaryota; Metazoa; Chordata; Actinopteri; Syngnathiformes; Syngnathidae
Product: spindlin-Z-like
Biological process (GO): gamete generation
Source: RefSeq, a predicted model, not a curated record